AUGGCAGGAGUGCCACAAAAGACACUUGCCUGGCUGUACGAUGUCUUGAAGCAUGAAUACCAACAACCGAAUCGAACGUACUCGGACCUUGCCCAUGUCCUGGCCCGCCAUCCGGGGCUCACCCCGCGGACAGAUGUGUACACAUAUGAGGACGGAGCGUCCGCACUCCUAGUCCACUUCAAAGGCACGAUCCCCGUCAACUUCAGAGGGAAUACGUAUAGAUUUCCGAUCUCGUUAUGGAUCCCACAUGCCCACCCAUACGAGCCGCCCAUCUGCUAUGUGACGCCGACGGAGGACAUGAUGAUAAGACCCGGGCAACAUGUUGGGGGUGAUGGGAAGAUAUACCAUCCAUAUCUUGCGCACUGGAGGGAAACAUGGGAGAGGUCAAAUGUCGUGGACUUUCUGUCUAUACUAUCGGAUGUCUUUGCAAAGGAGCCUCCUGUCAUGUCACGGACACCUCAGCAGCAGCAGAGACCCGUUCAACCGACACCACCCCCUGUCCCGCCUCUGCCCAGGGAAAUCCAGCAACACCAACCUCAUCUGAACGUGCAUGGCUCAAGUCCAACAGCACAGACAGGAGCUCCUCCACCACUGCCACCUCUCCCCAAACAACCAACUCAAGGUUAUCCGCCGCAAAGUCCAACGAGUCCAGCAUCGGCGUACCAACAACAUGGGAGGUAUGACGGUCCACCUCCUCUGCCACAGAGUUCCGGAGGGGCACCCUCGAGAUCGCAGCAACCUUACGGCAAUGGGACUGUGCAAAGGUCGGCAAGCGUCACGAAUUAUAUGCCGCAACGAACCAGUAGUUUGAGACAAUCAAUCCCUCCGCAACAACAGCCGCAACCGUACGAACAUCAGCCGCAGCCUCAACUGCCAUAUCGACAUCAACCGCCACGGCCGGGGGAACCACAACAGUUUCCUCCUAAUCAAUUUCCACCGCACUUCCCAGGUCCAUUGAGCUCGCCACCCGGUCAAGGCUAUGAUCAAGGGAGACCUCCAGCUGAUCCAUAUGGACAGCGACAAGCGUCGUUGGAAGAACCUGCACCUCAGCACUAUCCAGAGGGUCAACCACCAGUGGCACAACCCCAUCCCCAACCACAACCACCACACGCCCAUCCUCCGUAUCAACAGCCGUACCAACGUCCGUACCAACGUCCUUACCAAUAUCCCUAUCAACCUCCGUACCAACAUCCUCAAACACAAACACAAACACAACCGCCAUAUCAACAACAGCAACAGCAAUCACAACCCCAACCUUCUAUCAAGCCCCCUCGACCACCUACACCCAAUCUCCUAGACUCGCCAUUCGACAUCCCUCUCCCUUCGGCCACCGGAGCCCCCAACUCGUCACAAACAAGCAACAUCCCGGCCCCACCGAUCCCUCGCAACCCAGAAAAGGAAGCUCUCCUGACGCACCUCUCCCAUCAAAUCACGCAGUCACUACACUCCCAAAUCGAGCAAUCCAGCGCGGCACUUGGCCCAUUAUCCUCACAACAUGCGGCCAUGCAAUCGACCCUACAGGCUCUCAGCGCGGAAAUGAAUGACCUCCAGGCCUUAAACGCGACAGUGUCGUCGAACAUUUCGCUGCUGUCGACGUCGCUGGCCAAAUCCGACGCCGUCAUUUCCUCGGCCCGCAAACGCGCCCAGCAGAACGACGUGCCGCGCGUCGACGAGAUGCUGGUCCCGCCGACCAUCGUGGCCCGACAGCUCUACGACGCCGCAUGUGAAGAGAGGGGGAUCGAGGCGGCCAUUCUGGCGCUACAGGAAGGGUUUGUGCGCGGGCGGAUCGCGAGCGACGUGUGGGCUAGACGGACAAGAGAUCUGGCUAGAGAGGAGUUCAAGCGCAGAUGGAUGGAGAGGAAGGUGGCCAAAGGCAUGGGUUUGGAUUUGUCGGUCUAUGGCCAGGAAUGA
Messenger RNA from Capronia coronata CBS 617.96, 1911 nucleotides. RefSeq lists its product as uncharacterized. Gene Ontology annotation, biological process: endosome to lysosome transport; protein modification process; protein transport. NCBI's taxonomy places the organism in Eukaryota, Fungi, Ascomycota, Eurotiomycetes, Chaetothyriales, Herpotrichiellaceae. The transcript has 4 exons. Gene Ontology annotation, molecular function: ubiquitin binding. The record is from RefSeq and is a predicted model, not a curated record. Gene Ontology annotation, cellular component: ESCRT I complex. Bases 1 to 1911 code for a protein of 636 amino acids.